Molecule: messenger RNA, 3809 nt
Organism: Asparagus officinalis (garden asparagus)
Lineage: Eukaryota; Viridiplantae; Streptophyta; Magnoliopsida; Asparagales; Asparagaceae
Product: splicing factor 3B subunit 3-like
Biological process (GO): mRNA splicing, via spliceosome
Cellular component (GO): U2 snRNP; nucleus
Molecular function (GO): protein binding; U2 snRNA binding
Source: RefSeq, a predicted model, not a curated record
AUGUAUCUUUACAACCUAACCCUGCAGCAGGCGACGGGCGCUGUUUGUGCGAUCAAUGGCAACUUCGCCGGCGGCAAAUCCCAAGAGAUCGUUGUUGCCCGUGGAAAGACCCUCGACCUUCUCCGCCCUGACGAUUCCGGCAAGAUCCAGACCCUGCACUCCGUCGACGUCUUCGGCGCCAUCAGGUCCCUCGCCCACUUCCGUCUCACCGGGUCCCACAAGGACUACAUCGUCGUGGGCUCCGACUCGGGCCGCAUCGUCAUCCUCGAGUACCAAAAGGAACGCCUCACCAUCUCCUCCCCCCUCGAAGCUCACAAGUCCCACACCGUAACCUACUCCAUCACCGGUGUCGACUGCGGCUUUGACAACCCCAUCUUCGCUGCCAUCGAGCUCGACUACUCCGAGGCCGACCAGGACUCUACAGGUCAGGCUGCCGCCGAUGCUCAGAAGCACCUCACAUUCUAUGAGCUCGAUCUCGGCCUCAACCAUGUUUCCCGCAAGUGGACCGAGCCUAUCGACAAUGGGGCUAAUCUCCUUGUAACUGUCCCUGGAGGUGGAGAUGGACCCAGCGGCGUCCUCGUCUGUGCCGAGAACUUUGUCAUCUACAAGAACCAGGGACAUCCCGAUGUGCGUGCGGUCAUACCUCGGAGAGCUGAUCUCCCUGCAGAGCGUGGAGUCCUCAUAGUCUCCGCUGCCACCCAUCGUCAGAAGUCCAUGUUCUUUUUCCUCUUGCAGACCGAAUAUGGCGACGUCUUCAAGGCCACUCUUAUCCACGAGGGCGAUCGUGUCACUGAGCUCAAGAUUAAGUACUUUGACACCAUUCCGGUCACCUCUGCCAUGUGCGUCCUCAAGAGUGGGUACCUAUUUGCUGCUUCGGAAUUCGGAAACCACGGGCUCUACCAGUUUCAGGCGAUUGGGGAUGGAGAUGAUGUUGAGGCCUCCUCUGAGACUCUGAUGGAAACGGAGGAAGGCUUCCAGCCGGUCUUUUUCCAGCCGCGAGGCUUGAAGAACCUUGUGAGGAUCGACCACAUUGCGAGCCUCAUGCCUAUCAUGGACAUGAGAGUCAUGAACCUUUUCGAGGAGGAGACACCUCAGAUAUUCACUCUGUGUGGGCGGGGCCCUCGUUCCUCCCUUAGGAUAUUGAGACCUGGGUUGGCUAUCAGCGAGAUGGCUGUGGAGAGGCUCCCUGCUGUGCCCAACGCUGUGUGGACAGUGAAGAAGAAUGUGACUGAUGAGUUUGAUGCGUAUAUUGUUGUCUCCUUCCCCAAUGCUACCCUUGUCCUGUCGAUCGGUGAGACAGUUGAGGAAGUCAGUGACAGCGGGUUUCUUGACACCACGCCUUCACUUGCGGUUUCUUUGCUCGGGGAUGAUUCCCUGAUGCAGGUCCAUCCGAAUGGUAUUCGACACAUCAGAGAAGAUGGGCGUAUUAACGAAUGGAAGACGCCUGGCAAGAAGACCAUCGUCAAGGUUGGAUCUAACAGGCUUCAGGUUGUCAUUGCUCUCAGUGGAGGGGAGCUUAUAUACUUUGAGAUGGACAUGACAGGUCAGCUGAUGGAGGUGGAGAAGCAUGAGAUGCCUGGGGAUGUGGCCUGCUUGGACAUUGCGCCUGUUCCUGAAGGGAAGCAGAGGUCUCGUUUCCUUGCAGUUGGCUCCUAUGACAACACUAUACGCAUUCUGUCGCUGGAUCCUGAUGAUUGUAUGCAGGUUUUGAGUGUGCAGAGCGUGUCCUCACCUCCGGAAUCACUUCUCUUGCUUGAAGUGCAGGCUUCCACUGGAGGAGAGGACGGUGCCGAUCACCCUGCCAGUGUAUUUCUUAAUGCUGGUCUGCAAAAUGGUGUCCUUUUCAGAACUGUAGUGGAUAUGGUCACUGGACAGCUCUCUGAUACUCGUUCACGUUUCUUGGGUUUGAGAGCCCCGAAACUCUUUUCAGCAACAGUAAGGGGCAGGCAGGCUAUGCUUUGUUUGUCAAGCCGCCCUUGGCUGGGGUAUAUACAUCAGGGGCAUUUUCUGUUAACUCCUCUUUCCUACGAAACACUUGAGUUUGCUGCCUCGUUCUCCUCCGACCAGUGUGCCGAGGGUGUAGUUGCAGUUGCUGGAGAUGCUUUGAGGGUUUUUACUAUUGAGCGGCUGGGGGAAACAUUCAAUGAGACGGUAAUACCUUUGCGCUAUACUCCAAGGAAGUUUGUCCUCCAGCCCAAGAGGAAACUCCUAGUCAUCAUAGAGAGUGAUCAGGGAGCUUUCACUGCAGAAGAGCGCGAAGCUGCGAGAAAAGAGUGCUUGGAGGCUGCAGGUGUUGGUGAAAAUGGAAAUGCAAAUAAUGGUGAACAGAUGGAAAAUGGUGCUGACGAUGAGGAGAAGGAGGAUCCUCUUUCUGACGAGCAGUAUGGUUAUCCGAAGGCAGAAUCAGAUAAGUGGGCGUCUUGCAUCAGAGUUCUCGAUCCAAGGUCAGGAAACACUACUUGUUUGCUGGAGCUGCAGGACAAUGAGGCUGCUUUUAGCGCAUGUACUGUGAAUUUUCAUGAUAAGGAGCAUGGGACGCUACUUGCUGUGGGUACAGCAAAGGGGUUGCAGUUCUGGCCAAAGAGGACUUUUGUUGCUGGGUUUAUUCACAUAUACAGGUUUGUAGAAGAUGGAAAAUCCCUUGAAUUGCUGCAUAAGACACAGGUGGAGGGAAUUCCACUAGCCUUGUGUCAGUUCCAGGGGAGGCUUCUUGCUGGGAUCGGCCCAGUUCUCAGAUUGUAUGAUCUGGGGAAAAGGAGACUACUCAGGAAAUGUGAGAACAAACUCUUCCCAAAUACAAUUAUCUCUAUUCACACAUACCGGGACAGGAUUUAUGUUGGUGACAUCCAAGAGUCAUUUCACUACUGCAAGUAUAGACGGGAUGAAAAUCAACUUUACAUAUUCGCAGACGAUUCUGUUCCCAGGUGGCUAACAGCAUCAUAUCAUAUAGAUUUUGACACAAUGGCUGGGGCAGACAAGUUUGGAAAUGUUUAUUUUGUACGACUGCCACAGGAUGUCUCGGAUGAGAUUGAAGAAGACCCAACUGGUGGUAAGAUAAAGUGGGAACAAGGGAAGUUGAAUGGCGCUCCCAACAAGGUGGAGGAGAUUGUUCAGUUCCAUGUUGGCGAUGUUGUCACAGCCUUGCAGAAGGCCUCAUUGAUACCUGGGGGUGGUGAGUGCAUCAUUUAUGGCACUGUUAUGGGCAGCUUAGGAGCAUUACUUGCAUUCACCUCUAGAGAAGAUGUUGAUUUCUUCUCUCAUUUGGAGAUGCACAUGAGGCAGGAACAUCCACCAUUAUGUGGCAGGGAUCACAUGGCUUACAGAUCCGCAUAUUUCCCAGUUAAGGAUGUGAUUGAUGGUGAUCUCUGUGAGCAAUUCCCUACAUUACCUCCUGAUUUGCAGAGAAAGAUUGCUGAUGAAUUGGAUAGAACCCCGGGGGAGAUUCUCAAGAAGUUGGAGGAUGCUAGAAAUAAGAUCAUCUGAGAAACUGAGAGCAAAUCGCAAUGUAUUGACACACAAGCAAACACGGAAAGCCUAUCUCCGGAAGCUUGCCUUUGUAACAAGUGAAACCUUUUUGGUGUCAGUGGGUUAUACAUCCAGUUUUCUUGCAAAGCUGCAGAAUGACCGCCUAGUUAUCAGAUGAAAAUUCAUGUACCAGCAAAGUCUAUCUUUGGACCUGUUAAAUUGUUUAACCGUUUGUGGGAAACGAACCACUGGGAUUGUCUUAUUUUAAGGUGGUGCUACGCCUUUUGUGUUCAUAGUUCUGGUAUGGCUCUGACGUCCGAUCCCGGGCGUGGUAAUUUAAGGGG